AUGUGGCCUGAUCUUCACGAGAAGGACCAUGAAAUACAGUCAGAGUGCCUGAAAUGUGACGGUGCCUGGGUCAAGACGGGCAUCGAGCUCUUGGGACUGACCCAGCAAAGCUCUGCUCCAUAGACUAUGCUCGUGCUGAGGGAGGACGACCGGCCCCGACUGCCCCCCGUCCAAGGCCAUUUGAUCCAGACCGUCCAGCAUCCAUCGAGGAACCAGGUAUCUGGAGAGGCACCCGGCAACGGAGCCAUGUUGAAUCCAUCGCGUUCUAUGACCACCAGGACCCCCGUCUUUGCCAAUUUUCCGGUGGCUCCCACGACCCUCGAAUACUGGUGUUCGAUCGCCUACUUUGAAAGGAACAUCCAGGUAGGAGAGACCCUUAAGUUCCUCUCGAGCUGCCCAAUUGUGACCGUUGACGGCUACAUGGACCCCUCCGGAGGGGACCACUUUUGCCUGGGGCGGCUGCGCAACAUCUACAGAACCAGAGCCAUCGAGAAAGCCAGGAUGCUCGUAGGCAAGGGGGUGCAGCUGGAGUGCAAGAACGAAGGGGACGUGUGGGUCAAGUGCCUCAGUGACCACCCGCUGUUCGUGCAGAGUUACUACCUGGACCGAGAGGCUGGCCGAGGCCCCGGAGAAGCCAUCCACAAGAUCUACCCGAGUGCACAUAUCAAGGUGUUUGAUUUACAGCAGUGCCAGUAUGAGAUGCAGUACCAGGUGGCUAUGGCGCAGGCCGCGGCGGCUACCCAGAUGGCACCAGUAGCCGGAAAUGUCCCUGGACUGAGAGGGAGAGGGGUCCCUGCUCUCGGGCCUCUGGCGGCUGCUGGGAUCAGGGCUGAAGACCUGCACCACUUAUGCUUGCUCAGGAUGAGCCUCGUCAAAGGCUGGGGGCCCGAGUACUCGAGAGAGAGCAUUAAGCAAACCCCUUGCUGGAUUGAGAUCCACUUACACCGGGCUCUCCAGCUCCUUGACGAAAUGUUCCACCCACAGCAAGCCUGCGGCUACUAGACCGAGGACCCUGGCUGGGAUCAGCCCGAGCUCUGGCCUGCUUUCGUCCUGCUGGAACUUUUCAGCCUAGAACUUGAACUUCAAACCGCUCCCUUCCUCCUCCUCGAGAUGACUCAGAGCUGCAAACGGGGGGGAACUCAUCCCGGUCGAGUCCUCCCCAGCUCCCUGUGGGGGCAGCAUGCCAGGGCUGGAAAAUGGAACUGACCCCUGGCCAGAGCACCCGCUUUUGUGUGCAAAGCCCACACGACGCUGUUCUGCCCGAUAGAUGCCACAGGGCUGCUGCGUGACCGCAGAGAAGGUCCUCCAAGGUAAUUCGCCUCUAUCUCCCUGUGUACGGGCCUACGCGAGGCCUACAGGUGCCGCGUUGGGGAGUUAACGCCAGCUCUGCCUCGGAGGAGGUGGGGGCACAAGAACUGCAGCUUGGCCUCUCGCCAAGACACUUUCUUUGAAACUUGAGAAGGGAAAGAUGGCCUUUUCAUGCACGCUACACUGACCGAGGCUGCUGGGGGUUUCUGUUCCCGGGUCCGAGUCCGUUAGUGCAUUUCUCUUCCCUGGCCCUGCUGCAGAAGAACAGGCAGAGGCUCUCUAAAUUCUGGUCAUCGGGCCCGGGGCCUAACGAGCCCAGCACCAGGACCGCCUGCCUUCAUUGGGGCACGAGGACAACUUCCACAUCCCCGAGAGCAGAACAGGGAAUGCCAUGAUGUCGCUCUUCUGCCAAGCCGAUGACGCUUACAUUCGUAGCAAAGAGACAGCAUCUGGCAAAUGGCUAAGACUGCUGUCGGAUACCCGGGGGGGGGGGGGGAGACACGCUAGCCUUGGCCGCCCGGGACUGCUUUCUGGCACUUGAGCUGUUGGGGGAUCUCAUACACAGUUUAGGUCACGUCUCUUAAGACACGGUUUGAAAUGAAGAUUUUGUAGCGAUUUCCUUAUAGCUUUGCAUUUCUAGCUGGGCCGCCGAUGGCCACCCCAAUUGGCCCUGGCUUUGUAGGGAGAAGCCAAGUAGAAAAAGUGGCAAUUGUAGUGGCUGGACGCCA
Molecule: messenger RNA, 2036 nt
Organism: Gracilinanus agilis (Agile Gracile Mouse Opossum)
Lineage: Eukaryota; Metazoa; Chordata; Mammalia; Didelphimorphia; Didelphidae
Product: mothers against decapentaplegic homolog 4-like
Biological process (GO): anatomical structure morphogenesis; regulation of transcription by RNA polymerase II; SMAD protein signal transduction
Cellular component (GO): heteromeric SMAD protein complex
Molecular function (GO): DNA-binding transcription factor activity, RNA polymerase II-specific; I-SMAD binding; RNA polymerase II cis-regulatory region sequence-specific DNA binding
Source: RefSeq, a predicted model, not a curated record